This is a messenger RNA of Homo sapiens (human), 1721 nucleotides long. It is a transcript of the gene CA3, whose product is annotated as carbonic anhydrase 3. Gene Ontology annotation, cellular component: sarcomere; nucleus; cytosol. The coding region runs from base 52 to 834 and encodes 260 amino acids. The transcript has 7 exons. NCBI's taxonomy places the organism in Eukaryota, Metazoa, Chordata, Mammalia, Primates, Hominidae. Gene Ontology annotation, biological process: response to lipid; negative regulation of apoptotic process; negative regulation of reactive oxygen species biosynthetic process. Gene Ontology annotation, molecular function: phosphatase activity; zinc ion binding; nickel cation binding. The record is from RefSeq and is marked reviewed.
CCACGCAGGGGAAGAGAAAGCAGGAGCCGUCCAGCACGGAGGAAGGCGACCAUGGCCAAGGAGUGGGGCUACGCCAGUCACAACGGUCCUGACCACUGGCAUGAACUUUUCCCAAAUGCCAAGGGGGAAAACCAGUCGCCCGUUGAGCUGCAUACUAAAGACAUCAGGCAUGACCCUUCUCUGCAGCCAUGGUCUGUGUCUUAUGAUGGUGGCUCUGCCAAGACCAUCCUGAAUAAUGGGAAGACCUGCCGAGUUGUAUUUGAUGAUACUUAUGAUAGGUCAAUGCUGAGAGGGGGUCCUCUCCCUGGACCCUACCGACUUCGCCAGUUUCAUCUUCACUGGGGCUCUUCGGAUGAUCAUGGCUCUGAGCACACCGUGGAUGGAGUCAAGUAUGCAGCGGAGCUUCAUUUGGUUCACUGGAACCCGAAGUAUAACACUUUUAAAGAAGCCCUGAAGCAGCGCGAUGGGAUCGCUGUGAUUGGCAUUUUUCUGAAGAUAGGACAUGAGAAUGGCGAGUUCCAGAUUUUCCUUGAUGCAUUGGACAAGAUUAAGACAAAGGGCAAGGAGGCGCCCUUCACAAAGUUUGACCCAUCCUGCCUGUUCCCGGCAUGCCGGGACUACUGGACCUACCAGGGCUCAUUCACCACGCCGCCCUGCGAGGAAUGCAUUGUGUGGCUGCUGCUGAAGGAGCCCAUGACCGUGAGCUCUGACCAGAUGGCCAAGCUGCGGAGCCUCCUCUCCAGUGCUGAGAACGAGCCCCCAGUGCCUCUUGUGAGCAACUGGCGACCUCCACAGCCUAUCAAUAACAGGGUGGUGAGAGCUUCCUUCAAAUGAGGCUGCUGGAUCUUGCCCUCUUCAGGAAAGGAAACCUACCAUUGGAGAGCUUGGUUCCUUGCCUCCUUCUGGUGCUCCUUACUCCAAGUCUAUUUCAUUUUUCCACACUGAGCAAUGAAUGUGAGAGAUGUGGUCACCAAGAUCUAAGUUACUUGUUGAAAGAAAGUUACUUUCGACAAGAUCUAAUAUGAAAGCAUAGAUUUCACAUUUGAUCUCUGUAAUAAUCAUCUUUCCUAUAAAAGUAGCAUUUUUGGUAAAGUUUCAAAGAAGAAGAAACAGAGAUGGAAGAGUAAAGAUAUUUUUAAAAUGGCUAGCUAUUGGGCACCAGUUUUUCUGUUAUCUAAAAUUUCACACAACUUCAUUGUUUUUAUUUUUAUAUUAUGAGUUGUCCAUCUUAAAGAAAUAUGAGUAAUUCUACAUGUAGUAGAGGUGUAUGAAGAUCAUAUAACAAUUAAACAUAAGCCAGAAAUUAAAAUGACUAUAGACAGCAAGAAUUGAGCUAAUAAUAUGUUUUAACUCUUAACACCAGCAAGAAGUCAGUCAUUUAUUGAAGUUUUAGCUACUAAGAUUACUUGGUUUUGAUUACCAGUGAAAAGAAAACACAAUACAAUCAGGAGUUUUCAAAUUUUUGAUUCAGUAUUUGAAUUUCUUCUUCAUAAAUGUAGUUGAAUUUAUCCUAGUAUUUUUCUUUACCUGAAGGAGGGCCAUUUAUUUUUAAUUUCACUACAUUUUUCUUUGCAUGAUUAUUAAAAUAAAAACUGCCUCUGUUGUGUUUCUCACUGGAGGCUGGAAUGAAUGAUCACUAGAACACAAAAGAGUGAAUGAUGACACUUGAAGUCAAAGCAGUUGUACUGAUCACCAGAACCAAUAAAGACAUAAAUGGAAAA